CCUCGAAAUUAGGAACCCAAAAGAAUUUAGAGAUAUCAAUAAGGAAGAAAAAAAGUUGCCAACUUUGUGGCUGUGAGAGAGUUUUUGGGCUAUGGGUAAUGCAGAUUUUGAGUGCCCACAUCGUGUGGCCAUCCCCCCCACCAAGCCAUUUUUCGAGUCCUUAGCUUCCAAUCUCAAGGAGACCUUCUUCCCUGAUGACCCUUUCAGACAGUUCAAAAACCAGCCUCUUCCAACCCAAAUCCUCCUCUGGCUCAAGUACUUCAUCCCCAUUCUCGAAUGGGCUCCUCACUACUCCCUCGACUUCUUCAAAUCCGACCUUGUCUCCGGUAUCACCAUCGCCAGCCUCGCCGUCCCUCAGGGCAUCAGCUAUGCCAAUCUGGCCAGCAUCCCACCCAUUAUAGGACUUUAUUCGAGCUUCGUGCCGCCGUUGAUAUACGCGAUGCUGGGAAGUUCGAGAGAUGUGGCGGUGGGGACGGUGGCGGUGGCGUCGCUGCUCAUGGCGGCCAUGAUGGGGAAGGAAGUCAGCCCGGUGGAGCAUCCGAAGCAAUACGUUCAACUCGUCUUCACGGCAACUUUCUUCGCUGGAGUUUUCCAAGCCUCUCUCGGCUUUCUCAGACUGGGGCUGAUCGUGGAUUUUCUUUCUCAUGCAACGAUAGUGGGGUUCAUGGGGGGAGCGGCCACUGUUGUUUGUCUUCAGCAGCUCAAAGGCCUCAUGGGAUUGGUCCAUUUUACACAUGAGACUGAUGUUGUCUCCGUUAUGCGUUCUGUCUUCUCUCAAACACACCAGUGGAGAUGGGAAAGUGUUGUGUUGGGAUGCUGUUUUCUCUUCUUCCUCUUGCUCACCAAAUACUUUAGCAAGAAGAAAGCAAUCUUCUUUUGGAUAAACGCAUUGGCGCCUUUGACUUCGGUAAUCUUGGGAAGUCUCCUCGUUUACUUCACCCACGCUGAAAAACAUGGAGUUCAAGUGAUUGGGCACUUGAAGAAAGGCUUGAAUCCCCCAUCUGUAUCCGAUUUAGUAUUUGGGUCUCCUCAUCUCCCCAUAGCCAUUAAAACAGGGAUCAUCAUUGGAAUCAUAGGCCUCGCUGAAGGGGUGGCUGUGGGAAGAAGUUUUGCUGCGUUUAAGAACUACCACAUUGAUGGAAACAAGGAGAUGAUAGCAUUUGGGAUGAUGAACAUCGUUGGUUCGUGCACUUCUUGCUACCUGACUGCAGGGCCAUUUUCGAGAAGUGCGGUGAAUUUCAAUGCAGGAUGUAAAACUGCAGUCUCGAAUAUUGUCAUGUCAAUUGCACUGAUGAUCACUCUGUUGUUUUUGACGCCAUUUUUUCAUUACACGCCCCUGGUGGUGCUCUCCGCCAUAAUCAUCACUGCCAUGCUUGGCCUAAUCAACUAUGAAGAAGUCAUCCACCUUUGGAAAAUCGACAAGUUCGACUUUGUCGUCUGCCUCGGUGCAUAUAUUGGCGUCGUCUUUGGCAGUGUUGAAACGGGCUUGGUCAUUGCGAUUGCACUCUCUAUCUUAAGGCUGCUUCUCAUCGUCGCGAGGCCAAGAACUUUAGUAUUAGGCAACAUUCCCAACUCCACAAUUUACAGAAGCAUUGAUCAAUACCCAACAGCUAACCGUGUGCCUGGAAUUCUCAUCCUUCAAAUGGAGGCACCAAUCUAUUUUGCCAACACAAACUACCUGAGAGAAAGGCUUUCAAGGUGGAUUACAGAUGAAGAAGAGAGGAUAAAAUCAUCAGGAGAAACCAGCUUGCAGUACAUAAUUCUAGACAUGUCAGGCGUAAGUAGCAUUGACUCAAGUGGGAUCAGCAUGCUUGGAGAGGUUAAGAAGAGUGCUGAAAGAAAGGGUCUCAAACUUGUGCUUGCAAAUCCAAGAAGUGAAGUAAUCAAAAAGCUGAACAAGUCGAAGUUCAUCGAAGCGAUCGGGCCGGAAUGGAUCUAUCUGACAGUGGGAGAGGCUGUAACAGCCUGCAACUUCAUGCUCCACUCCUGGAAACCAAAUCCUGUUGCUGCAGAAUUAGAUUCACCAGUGAACAAUGUCUAGCCUGCAAAAGUUACUCCAAGCAAAAGGAGAUCAAUUAGUAAUAAUUAAUAUAUAUCCACCAAUCAGGAGGCAACCUGAAUUAUCUCCUUAUCCACCAAUGGAAAUAAUAGUUUCCUUCUUUUUCUUUUUA
Momordica charantia (bitter melon) is the source of this 2171-nucleotide messenger RNA. RefSeq names its product sulfate transporter 3.1. The record is from RefSeq and is a predicted model, not a curated record. Lineage: Eukaryota; Viridiplantae; Streptophyta; Magnoliopsida; Cucurbitales; Cucurbitaceae. Gene Ontology annotation, molecular function: secondary active sulfate transmembrane transporter activity. Gene Ontology annotation, cellular component: membrane. Gene Ontology annotation, biological process: sulfate transmembrane transport.